Cavenderia fasciculata is the source of this 1911-nucleotide messenger RNA. RefSeq lists its product as uncharacterized. The coding region runs from base 1 to 1911 and encodes 636 amino acids. Gene Ontology annotation, molecular function: protein binding. The record is from RefSeq and is a predicted model, not a curated record. The transcript is spliced from 5 exons. Lineage: Eukaryota; Evosea; Eumycetozoa; Acytosteliales; Cavenderiaceae.
AUGUCAUCAGGUGAUAUUUGUUUAAAGAGAUAUAGAAUGUAUGAUUUUCAGUGUUGGGAAUGUUUCGAGUUGUACAACUUACCAGUAACUUUGUUUUGUGGUCAUUCAUUUUGUAAAGGUUGUUUAGAAAAGGCUUUAUUAGUUGAACAGAAAUGUCCAUUCUGCAGACAACAUUAUGAUUUACCACUUCCACCAGUUGAUUUGGAACUUCACAAAAAAGUAUUAAAAUUAAAAGGAAUUGAAGUAGUUGAUGAUAAUGUUAAUAACAAUAACAAUAAUAAUAAUAAUAAUAACAAUAACAACAACAACAACAAUAGCAAUAAUGUUGAUUUUAAUAAUAAUGAUAUCAAGCCAAUGGAAGUUGAUAUUGUUAAACCUAAACCAGCUCAACAACCAUUCAAUAGAUUUGAAUAUAAUUAUUUGGCCAAUUUACCAAUGUUAAUUUAUUUGGAUUUAUUCCAUUAUUUCUCACCAAAAGAGAUUGUUCAAUUUGCAUUGGUAUGCAAAAAGUUCAAGACUAUUACUGAGGAUAAUUGGUUAUGGAGAUAUAAAUUAAAUCAAUUUUGCCCAUUUAAUGAUGCAGAGAAAUAUAAUAAUAAUUACAAGGAUUGUUAUAAAUCAUAUGUAAAGGUUGGAAAUAAUAUGACAAAGGGAGCAGCUGGAACAUUCAAGAUGACAGCGUUGCGUGGACACUCUGAAUACAUUACUUCAUUUGAUCACGUAAACAAUACUUUGGCAACUGGUUCGUUGGACAAUACCGUCAAGGUGUGGAAUUUGGCAACUAAUACGUUGGCAUUUAAUUGUGAGGGUCACACUGCUCAGGUGAAUGCAGUGCACCUUAGCUCGCAUACGUGUACUUCGUCGUCUCUCGACUCGACUAUUCGUCUUUGGGAUCUUGAGAAUGGUGAUAGUUUGGGUGUGUUGGAACGUGCCAAGACAACCGAGAAUGUGCGUUCGUUUGCAUACCAACCAUACCGAUCAAAUACUUUGGUCUCUGCAAUUGGUUCCAAUGUCGAUGUGUGGGAUGUGACCAACCGUUCAAUCACAGCGACUGUUCCCAAGGCUCAGUUGACUGGUGUACCCUACAAAGUAUCGUUUACACCCUCUGGCAACCUCCUGAUCAACACGAGUGAAAGUUUAGAGUGUUGGGAUAUGCGUCGUCUCGACCGCGCCAUCUACAAGUUGCCAUCGGCCCAUUCCUUCCAACUCAAUGCAACUGGCAAUACAAUCGUUGCAUUAUCAACCAACCAACGUUCGAUUUGUACCUACAACACUGCAAAUGGCACGAGAAUCGGUACUCACUCUAAUAAUCAACUGAUUGCUGACCAACCGGUCGGAAAUCCACACCCCCUAUUCCCACCAGAACCUGAAGUUCGUGUCACCACCAACUUUCGUCCACCACCACCACCCACCCCACCACAACCACCUAUCCACGCUCCAACACCAAACGGUCAUUUACCAUACCCCAACCUACAUGUGCCCUAUCCAAUGCCCGUUCCCCAUCCACCCAUUGCAAUGCCUGUACCCCACCCACCCAUCUUUUCGACCGACUCACCCAUCACCCAUUUCCGAGUCAUCGACAAUGAAAUCUACUAUGCCCAACAAAACGACGUACAUGCCAUCAGUAUUGACGGACUCACCAGAUUGCGUACCUACAGCAACCACACUGCCCCAGUCAACCAAAUCCAAGUCAACGACAAGAAGCUCGUCACAUGUUCACAAGACAAUACCAUCAAGGUUUGGAACAAGGAUUCCGGUGAACGUCUCUACUCUCUCCUCGGUGGAUCACUUCAACAACGUGAAGGUGACCCUAUCCCAGUCGUCGUCGGAUGUUCUGAUAUUAGAUUUGAUCAAUCUCGUGUUAUUGGUUCAUUUAAUAAUAUCAUUAGAGUUUAUAAUUUCAAAAUCUAA